CACGGUGCCGUAAGAGCUUCUUUCUUCCUGUUUGUACAUGGUUUAUUUUGAAAUUCUGAUUACUAAUUAAAAGUUUAUUCUGCGUUAAUACAUUUAUAUAAAAUGUCUUGGGGAGGUCAGCCACCAAAUCAAUACGGUGGUUAUGGAGCUGGGCAGGCCGGGCAGGGGCAGGCUGGUUACGGGGCACCACAAGGGUACCAGCAGCAGAGAGCACCCGGGCCCCCACCUUCAAACCAGCUGUACGGGGGACAGCAGGGAUAUGGAAACCCAGGCGGGCAACAGCAGGGUUAUGGUGCACCUGCAGGAUACAGACCUCCAGGACAACAGCAACAGGGUUAUGGUGCACCUGCUGGCCAGUAUGGCCAGCCAGGUGGUCAGUAUGGCCAGCCAGGGGGUCAACCAGGUGGACAGUAUGGGGCACCCCAGGGGCAGUUUGGUGGGUUCCAGCCUGCGGGUUAUGGACAGCCAGCCCCACCCCCUGGCGUUAGCCAGGAAGUGUGGGGAUGGUUCCAGGCUGUAGAUGGAGAUCGUAAUGGUAAAAUCACUUCUGAAGAGUUGCGACAGGCUCUACACAAUGGGAACUGGUCGCCUUUCAAUGCUGAAACCUGUAGGCUCAUGGUCGGCAUGUUUGACAAAGACAGGAGUGGAACAAUAGAUGUGCAGGAGUUUGCAGCGUUAUGGAAAUAUGUCCAAGACUGGAAGUCCUGCUUUGACCGAUUUGACACUGAUCGGUCUGGAAAUAUUGACGCAGGAGAGCUGAGCAAUGCAUUCAGAACAUUUGGUUACAAUUUGUCUCCUCAGUUUUGUGACGUGGUUGUACGGACGUUUGAUCGACGCGGGGCGCGGAACAUCCAGUUUGAUGACUUUAUACAGGCUUGUGUGCUCCUGAAAACCCUCACAGACAAGUUCCGGGCCAAGGACACACAACAGAAUGGCACAGUCAGGAUCAGUUAUGAGGAGUUCUUAGAAAUGGUUUUGGAUACAACAUUAAUCAAAGGAGCGACAUAAACUUCAGCUUUCCAUUUCCUUUCUUGCAUGUGACCAGUAAAACUUCCAAUGAUAGGACUGUGAUUAUACUGUAAAGAAUUGAUAUUAAAGAUGACAAUACUGUGGAACUGUUGUUACCCCUAUCUACAUAUAUAUCUAACAACAAUUACAAUGUAUGUGUGCUUUAUGCUUGUUGUCUAAGUGAGAAUAAUCAGUGGUGUGUAUAACAUAACGUUGAAGUAAUUUACUCCGUGUUUUGAUUACAGUUUUUGGAAAUGGCUCUCGACGUUAAAGUAUGAGGAACCAAUCAUCAGAAGAGUUAUAUGCCGCGAGUAUGUGUUAAUGUUGUUAUUGUCUUUUGACUGAAUCACUGUUUUUACAUAUCAAAUGUUUUAAAUGUUCCUCUAACUUACAUGUUGAAGCAGUGACUGAUAAAUUCUAGUUCUAAAUGUUCAGAAUGAUAUUUUUUUAUGAAAACGUGAAAAAAAAUCUAUUUUGUGUCAAUGAUUAGACAUGAAAUGUAACAUGCGGAUAAUUUGUACACAUUUUUGUUUUCCAUGUGUUGUGACUGGCCAUGUGCACUUUACUAUCUGUGACACUGCUGUUACCAUGUACCAUACUUUGAUUAUGUAUGCUGUAAGUUAUGUACUACAUCACAGGAUUUUUACAUCCGAUAGUGCUUGUUAAGUCUGAUCUGUUAAGAGAUUUUACCAAAAUUACUUUAUGGAUAACUUAAUAUUUUUUUUAUCUAAAUCACAAGUUAGUUAAUGUGUUAUGUUUCACAUUGAAUGCAUAACAAAUUUUUAGCUUGGUUGAAAUUAUUGAAUUAUGUUCUCAAAUUUUCACUUCUAUAAUUUAUGUAUAUAUGCUAACAGAAAUGUUCUAAGGCCAUUGUUUUUGUUCCAAUAUUGUUGUUGUAAACAAUGUUAAUAAGAUUCAGAUUGCUUUCAUUGCUGGCUUCCCUUUGCUCUCUCUAAUGAAACAAGUUUACAGUAUGCUGUAUUAAUAAACUGCAUACUGGUAUCUUAUUAAGCUAUUCUAUGAUAUGGUACUGUAUUUCUUGAGUGUUAAAUACAAAAGAAAAAAUAACGUAAACAAAUAAUUUGUUGGUAUGUGAGAUGAUGAUGAAUCAUGGGUUAGUGACUUUGUGUGUCUUAUAUAAGUGUGAUGUAAAUGUAUAUGGACCUUUCUAUUUUUUACCUAUACUACAUGUUAUACAUUCAUGUCCAAUGAACUUCAUCUCUAUCAUUAUGGUUAGUGCAUCCAUCAAUCAUAACAUUGUAUGAUGCUCAGUAGUAUCAAGUAAUAAAGAUAAUUGAAAUA
Mya arenaria is the source of this 2310-nucleotide messenger RNA. RefSeq names its product programmed cell death protein 6-like. The transcript is spliced from 8 exons. The record is from RefSeq and is a predicted model, not a curated record. Gene Ontology annotation, molecular function: calcium ion binding. Lineage: Eukaryota; Metazoa; Mollusca; Bivalvia; Myida; Myidae. The coding region runs from base 103 to 1008 and encodes 301 amino acids.